This is a messenger RNA of Neopelma chrysocephalum (saffron-crested tyrant-manakin), 2270 nucleotides long. It is a transcript of the gene PRG4, whose product is annotated as proteoglycan 4. The transcript is spliced from 7 exons. The coding region runs from base 1 to 864 and encodes 287 amino acids. The record is from RefSeq and is a predicted model, not a curated record. Lineage: Eukaryota; Metazoa; Chordata; Aves; Passeriformes; Pipridae.
AUGGGAAAAUACUUGGAUUUCUGUCCAAAAGAGCUCAUCCUUCCUUUAUAUUUAACUGAAAGUAAACAGAGGAAGGACGAGGAGAAGGACCUGUGCAGCGGGAGGCCGGCGGACGGCAUGGUGGCCCUGCCCAACGGCACCCUGGCCGUCUUCCGAGGUCACUACUACUGGCUGCUGAACGGCCGGAGCCCGCCGAGCACCAACCCCCGCCGCAUCACCGACGGCUGGGGCAUCCCCUCCCCGAUCGACUCCGUCUUCUCCAGGUGCAACUGCGAUGGGAAAACCUUCUUCAUCAAGGGCCCCCUGUACUGGCGUUUCACUAAUGGAAUUUUGGAUCCAGGCUAUCCCAAACCUCUUGCCAAUGGAUUUGCAGGGCUAAGUGGGAGAAUAGUAGCAACCUUACCUGUGGCAAGAUACAACAACAGACCAGAAUCUGUUUAUUUUAUCAAGAGAGAUGGGAACAUGCAGCAGUAUGUGUACAGACAAGAACCAGCCAGGAAGUGUCAGAGAAGAGCACGGAUUACCAUCAGAUACCCAGCUUUUGUGCCAAGUGUUGUCAUCCGGAGGCGCUUCCAACGUGCCGUGCGAAUGCCGACCAUCAUCCGGACUGUCAGAGUCAACCCGCACCCAACUGGAGUUCUGCGCAAGGAAAUCCGAAUGCAAACCUACUGGAGAGGCCUCCCCAAAGUUAUCCACUCAACUCUUUCCAUCCCCAACCAGAACAAGCCCGAUGGCUACGAUUACUAUGCCUUCUCUUACAAUCGGUACUACAGUUUGGAUAUUGGCAAAAGAAUAGCAAGACCUGUUACUGCUCUCACAGGAAAGACUGUAUCCAAAGACUGGUACAACUGUCCCAGCAAGUAAUGCACACCAGAGGAUUUUAAAAAAGAGAUGCCAUUUGAAUGUCACCAUUUUUUCUAAUUUUAUUAAUAAAAGACAAUGAAAUGUGUGCACACAACUCUAAGUAUGAAAUGCUGCUUUAAGCUCUGGCUUCAUUACACUAAAGCAACCACAGGCAAACUGGCACUUUGUAUACACAGCUGGAAUUACUUUACACAUCAUUUAACUAAUGUUUCCUCUGUUCAGGCCUCCUCUGCCUCCCAUGGCAUGAGUUACACCUGUGUUGGGAAAGAAAACAAAUGCAUUAAAGGAAUGAAAGGAUUUAUAGUUAAUCAGCCAUUGUGACAAUUCAUCCUUCCCUAAGGAACUGCCACUGCAGAGGAGCAGAUCCUUUCUGACCGAGUUCAAGUUCCCCUCUCUCCCCUGAGCCUGGUGACACACACGUCACCUCUGUCAUGUAAAAGGCAGCUGACUAUCCUGUGCUGGGAGCUGAAAGAACCAGCAGAGCAUUCUUACCACACCUGAAAUCAGUUGUUGUUGUUGUUGUUAUUAAAAUUAUGGUGACAGAUGAAAGAAAAUGUAUCCUAGGCCCCCUCACUUUUUUUUUCCUUUAAAAUACCAGCUAAACUAUAUUUCAAUGCUAAAAUUGAGUCUUCUACAAUGUUAAAAUAAUGACAAAUGGAAUACAAUUCAUCUAAGGAUUUUCUUAAUACAGAAGUUGCAAACAAGAACUUAUUGUUGUGGUUGAACUCUAUUUUGCACUAUAAAAAAAUCCUUAAUACUUCCAGAACCUUUUUUUUAAAUCAGUAUAGGACACAGUGAUGUCAGAACUGGAACUCUUAAAGUGCCAAAUGGGAACUGCUCUGUAACUAAAACCAAAGAUUUCUAGACUUCUGUCUAAAAAACUUGCAAGUGUAAGAUCUAUUGCCUUUUACUUUCUCUCCACUGAUAAGAACCGAGUGCCAGAGAAGAAGAAAGUUUGCCUGUCUAAAAACUGCUCAGACACAUUUAAACAAAACUAGAGCUUUUAGGGUCACAUACCAGAACCUAGGGCAGGGCAUCAUUCCAUGUCUAGAACAAACACGGCCUACAAAGUACUUCACAGAGUGUCCCCACAGGAAGGAAGUCCUCCAAAGCCGUGGCCUGGAGCCCCCAGAGGCACUUACCCCUCUGCCUGUUGAACUGGCGCCCACGGACCCCCGUGCGCAGCGUCGGGGGCUGCAGCCGCACACGGCGCAGGGACUUGGGCUGGUUGCUGCUCGUGUCUGUGGAGAGGGGGAAAGCAGAAAGGAAGUCUGUGCCUGGCAGGUUCUCAAUGUUUAUGUGAUUUGAUAGGAGUUAUGCUCUCUAAUUUACUUUAGAAUCAUGAAGGCACCUCCUUAUUUCAUUGACAUGUCCUCUGAUAUAAAUAAAAGCCUGAAGAAAAAUAA